Suillus subaureus is the source of this 712-nucleotide messenger RNA. RefSeq lists its product as uncharacterized. Bases 319 to 552 code for a protein of 77 amino acids. The transcript has 4 exons. The record is from RefSeq and is a predicted model, not a curated record. NCBI's taxonomy places the organism in Eukaryota, Fungi, Basidiomycota, Agaricomycetes, Boletales, Suillaceae.
AUCUUGGGUUGCUUCUGCUACUUGUAAGUGACAUUUAGUGCAUUGGAUUUUGGCUUGCGUGAAUGUUGUAACUGCCGUUAUAGAAAGUGGAAUGAUUGCCCUUGUUGUUAGGCACUCCCUGUGCAAGGCGUGUGCAGUGCCUCUUGAUCACAAUACCAAGUAUUGCAGGGUUGGAUGCCAUCAGAGCACAGGCUCUGUUCUCUAGGCCGAGGUGGCGCUUGGGGCAGAUUGCUCCCUCUCUAUUGCGACUCAUCCGACAGAGUUUGCUGCAUUGUCCUAAGUCCGAUUGAUCUUCCCACAACCGUCAGCGCACACUAGAUGACAGAUAUAGUUGGUAUCAACUCAACUUUGUUUGUAUUUCUGCAAGCGCUGGUGUCUUCCACACUUGUGAGGUGGUUACCAGUAGCAUGUGUUUCUGGAAGUCCUGUCUGUUCAACGAGGCAGACAAUAUGUCACUCAAGGCAAUUUACAAUCUACACAAACUCCCCUCAUACUAUCUAUCGCCAUGGUGUUAUGAAUGCUGGCCCAAUGGAUGCCUUGCCCCCGCUGUGAUACAACGGGCCAUUCAUAGUCGCGAACAUAGUUCCGACUGAUACCCUAGCAUGGACGUCCGCUGAAAUGUUACAAUCUGUAUCAAAAUAUACGCAAGCCGAACUCCUGUCAAAGACUGUACCUAAAAAUUGCUUCGCAGCUCACUUGGCGGGCUUUUCUG